Messenger RNA from Lutzomyia longipalpis, 1382 nucleotides. It is a transcript of the gene kappaB-Ras, whose product is annotated as NF-kappa-B inhibitor-interacting Ras-like protein. Gene Ontology annotation, biological process: canonical NF-kappaB signal transduction. Lineage: Eukaryota; Metazoa; Arthropoda; Insecta; Diptera; Psychodidae. The record is from RefSeq and is a predicted model, not a curated record. The coding region runs from base 173 to 778 and encodes 201 amino acids. The transcript has 2 exons. Gene Ontology annotation, molecular function: GTPase activity; GTP binding.
UUUUGUUUACAAAAUUGUUUGUUUUGGCAUUCUCUUUCUCUGCCAAAAUUAGGAAUUUCCCCAAGGAAAAUUGGGAAAUUAACGUGAUUUUGUUACACCAGUUGAGUGUAAUUCUGACAAAAUUCUAAUCUUCUAUUAACAAACUCGACAAAUAGUCGGUGGAUCCAAAAAUAUGGUGAAAGUUGGAAAAGUCUUGGUAUGUGGGAUGAAAAGUGUUGGGAAAACGGCAAUUAUUGAGCAAUUAAUUAAUGGAAAUAUCACUCCAGACUCGGAAUUACACCCAACAAUUGAAGACACAUACGUGGCAAGCAUCGAUACGGGACGUGGGCAGCGAGAUUUAUUGCGAAUCUUCGACACAGCUGGCCUUCAGGGUAAUAUCCAGCUUCCAAAGCAAUAUUUCCAGCUAUCGGAUGCCUUUGUCCUCGUCUACGAUCCCAGUGAUCCCGCAAGUUUGGACAUACUUGCGGGCAUUAGGAAGGACAUUGAUCAGUACAAGGAUAAGAAGGAGACAAUUGUUAUUGUUGUGGCCAACAUGCACAUGCGAACGCAUCGAAGCUCCGCGGAAAGAGGUGAAAUAAAUCCCGUGGAAUCCAUACUCAAUCGUGCGAAUAUUUGGUGCUCACGGGAGCGUUUUAAGCACUACGUUGUGAAUGCCAUGGAGAGGGCAUCUCUCUAUGAGCCCUUCAUUAAUUUAGCAUCGAGAAUUCAUGUACCACAGACAAAGAGUGCUUUCCCACAGCUGAGACAGCUCACACAGAAGAAUUCUCUCAAUUACUAGACAACAAAAGGAAACACCAGAAACUUCCUGUUGAGCGUAAGUCUUCCUCACCAUCGAAUAAAUUCCAAAUUAUAUUUAUUAUUGUGAACAAUUAUGUACUUAAAUGAUAUUCAUGCUUUAUGUUUUAUUGGAAAACAAAAAAUCAAUUAUUUAUUUAAAAAAUAUAUAAUAAAGGAGUUGACCCGCUUUCAAUACAAAAAAAAACUCCAUUGUUCAAAGAAAUAAGAAUACCUACACAUAAUUUUGUAUGUAGAAUAAGAAAUCUCCAGUCCCUUCCCGUUUUCCACUAGGAUAAGGAGAAAUCAGCAGAUACCUAGAAGCGUUAAAUGGUUUUUUGUAAAGAAUUUCUCCCUAAUCCCAUUAUAAAAAAAUGGGAAGUUUCUUUGAAAACUUUUAAUCCGGAUUAUUAUUUAGUCCGGAUUAUUUCUUUGUAUUAGAGUAAUUUUCUAUGAAAAGCGAGUAAAUUCCUGGAAUCCUUUAUAAUAUUUCUGAACCUCCCUGUAAGAAAUUCCUAAAAAAGCAAUAAACAUUAUUGCUUUAAAAACGUUAAAAUAAGGAAAACAGGAAAAAGUAGAAAUAAAGUUUUAUUCUAAGAAGUAUAAAA